This is a messenger RNA of Theobroma cacao (cacao), 2142 nucleotides long. RefSeq names its product phosphoinositide phospholipase C 2. The record is from RefSeq and is a predicted model, not a curated record. NCBI's taxonomy places the organism in Eukaryota, Viridiplantae, Streptophyta, Magnoliopsida, Malvales, Malvaceae. Gene Ontology annotation, biological process: release of sequestered calcium ion into cytosol; lipid metabolic process; phosphatidylinositol-mediated signaling. Gene Ontology annotation, molecular function: phosphatidylinositol-4,5-bisphosphate phospholipase C activity. Gene Ontology annotation, cellular component: plasma membrane.
CUGACAGAAAACAUAUCAUUCAUCAAAGCGCUGAAGCGACAGCCUCAGUAGUUAAAGCUGAACAAUUUCAGGCAGUGCGGAUUUGCAGAUUGUCUUCUGGGUUUUUUUUUUGAUCAGAUAUUUGGGGAUUCCUGGAAAAACCAAUGUCCAAACAAACUUACAGGGUCUGCUUCUGCUUCCGGAGGCGGUUUAGGCUGACAGUUUCGGAGGCACCAGAGGGGAUCAAGAAGUUGUUUGAACAGUACUCUGAGAAUGGGAUCAUGAACCUUGAUGGGCUGCAGAGGUUCUUGGUUGAGGUCCAGAAAGAAGAGAAGGCCACCAUAGAAGAUGCUCAGAAGAUUAUUGAUAGUGUUAAGCAUUUUCACAGAAAGGGUCUAAAUCUUGAAGCUUUUUUUAAGUACCUUUUUGGUGAUAUUAACCCUCCACUUGCUUCUCUUGGGGUGCACCAUGAUAUGAGUGCUCCUUUGUCUCAUUAUUUCAUAUAUACUGGUCACAAUUCCUAUCUAACUGGGAAUCAACUAAGUAGUGACUGCAGCGACGUCCCCAUCAUAAAUGCACUUAAGAGAGGUGUGAGAGUGAUAGAAUUGGACAUAUGGCCAAAUUCAGCAAAAGAUAAUGUUGAUGUUCUUCAUGGAAGGACUCUGACUACUCCUGUGGAACUCAUCCAGUGUUUGAAGUCUAUUAGGGAGCAUGCGUUUGUUGCCUCAGAAUAUCCAGUUGUUAUAACUCUAGAAGACCAUCUUGCCCCAGAUCUUCAGGCUAAAGUUGCCGAGAUGGUCACUCAAACAUUUGGAGACGUCCUGUUUUCUCCCGGCCCAGAAUGCUUAAAAGAAUUCCCCUCUCCAGAGUCAUUGAAGAAACGCAUAAUCAUAUCUACAAAACCACCGAAAGAAUACCUUGAGGCCAAAGAGGCCAAGGACAAGGAGAAUGAUGCAGAGAAGGGUAAGGCUGCCAGUGACGAAGAAGCUUGGGGAAAAGAAGUUCCAGACCUUAAAGGCAGUCAUGUAGCUGAUGAUAAGAAUGACUUGGAUGAAGAAGAUGAGGAAGAUCCUGAGGAUGGAGAUAAGUCACAGCAUAAUCUAGCCCCAGAAUAUAAACGUUUAAUUGCUAUUCAUGCUGGGAAGCCAAAGGGAGGAUUAGAUGAGUGGCUAAGGGUGGAUCCUGAUAAAGUGAGACGUCUUAGCAUGAGUGAGCAAGAACUUGAAAAGGCGGCAUUAACUCAUGGAAAACAAAUUGUCAGGUUUACCCAGCGGAAUAUUCUUAGGGUAUAUCCGAAGGGUAUACGUGUUGACUCUUCAAAUUACAACCCAUUAAUUGGGUGGAUGCAUGGAGCUCAAAUGGUUGCAUUUAAUAUGCAGGGUUAUGGAAGAUCAUUGUGGUUGAUGCAUGGAAUGUUCAAAGCUAAUGGGGGAUGUGGUUAUGUGAAAAAACCAGAUUUCCUAUUGAAGUCCGGUCCACAUGAUGAUGUCUUUGAUCCCAGCGUUAGGUUACCAGUGAAAACAGUUUUGAAGGUGACCGUGUAUAUGGGUGAAGGAUGGUAUCAUGAUUUCCAUCACACACAUUUUGAUGCAUAUUCGCCUCCAGACUUCUACGCAAGGGUGGGGAUUGCUGGAGUCCCAGCAGAUAAUGUGAUGAAGAAAACAAAGACAUUAGAAGACAAUUGGGUGCCUUCUUGGAAUGAGGAAUUCGAGUUCCCUCUAACUGUUCCAGAAUUGGCUCUACUUCGGAUUGAAGUACACGAAUAUGACAUGUCCGAAAAGGAUGACUUCGGAGGCCAAACAUGCCUACCAGUUUCAGAGCUAAGAAGUGGGAUCCGAGCAGUUCCCCUCAACAGCCGCAAGGGCGACAAGUACAACUCUGUAAAGCUCCUUAUGCGCUUUGAAUUGUCUGAUAUAAGAGUUUAAGAUUUCCUUGAAACCAACCCUCAAAUUCUUUGAUGGUAUUGUGAGCUUGUGUGCAGUUGUCUACUAGUGUUUGCUGUGUGACAUACCAUGAAUAAUAUCUGCUACGUAUUGCUGCUACCAUUGCGGCGUGUAAUUAGCAAUAUUUGUAGUCUGCUAUACAUAAGUAUGUGACAAAGAAUCUUACACCAGUUGUGUAAUUAGUAAGUUUGAUAUUAGUUUAUCUGUUAUUGUUGCUUUA